AUGGGCAAAAGGGAGAAGAAGACGACAACACACACUGCGAGGCGAGAAGUUGCAGCGUGGGAAGCAGACGGAGUUCCGUCUGCUCUCUGCUUCAAGACACCGCGUCACGCCCUGCGCGUCAAGAACUUGUACGGCGACCUCAUCUUUGCCGUGCCUUCGUUUUUAUCGCACGACGAGUGCCAGCGUGUUCGCUCGUUUGCCGACACAGGAGGAUUCGAGCGCGUGACACAACGGGCUAGUCGAGACUAUGCGUUUAGGGACAACGAUCGGCUCUUGCUGCGGCUUCCGGCGUUUGCAGAACUGCUCUGGAAGCGCCUGCAGCCGCACGUCCCUACCGAGUUCGAAGGCAUGCACGCUGUCGCGUUGAACCCAGCCAUUCGUUUCUACCGCUACAGUAGUGGACAGCGCUUUGGCUGCCAUGUGGACCAAAGUGACGUGGAUCGACGUACGGGCUACCACAGUCGCUUCACUGUGCUCGUGUACCUGAACGACUCGACAGACUCGGACUUGCAGGGCGGUAGCACCAUCUUUUAUGCGAACGAAGCUGGUGCAAAAGAAGAGCAGGUGGUGCUGGACGUAGUUCCCGAGACAGGUUCGGCGCUCGUACAUGGUCAUGGGGAUCGCUGUUUGCUGCAUGAAGGAGCCUUGGUCACUCGAGGCGUGAAGUACUUGCUGCGCACCGACGUCAUGUACUCCCAGACAAAGAACUAG
Messenger RNA from Peronospora matthiolae, 711 nucleotides. Lineage: Eukaryota; Oomycota; Peronosporomycetes; Peronosporales; Peronosporaceae. The record is from the annotation of a GenBank genome assembly.